This is a messenger RNA of Perca flavescens (yellow perch), 480 nucleotides long. It is a transcript of the gene cplx4a, whose product is annotated as complexin 4a. The coding region runs from base 1 to 480 and encodes 159 amino acids. Gene Ontology annotation, cellular component: SNARE complex; terminal bouton. Gene Ontology annotation, biological process: regulation of neurotransmitter secretion; neurotransmitter transport; synaptic vesicle exocytosis. The record is from RefSeq and is a predicted model, not a curated record. Gene Ontology annotation, molecular function: syntaxin binding. The transcript has 3 exons. NCBI's taxonomy places the organism in Eukaryota, Metazoa, Chordata, Actinopteri, Perciformes, Percidae.
AUGGCUUUCUUGAUCAAGAGCAUGAUUGGGAACCCCCUGUCAGGGAUCGGUCUGGGUGGUGGAGGUGACAAAGAAGAGGAGGCCGCCCCCACAGAUCCAGCCAAAGCAGCAGGGAUGACACGCGAGGAGUAUGAAGAGUACCAAAAACAGGUGGUGGAGGAGAAGAUGGAAAGAGAUGCAGAUUUCUUACACAAGAAGGCAGAGAGGGCAACACUCAGGGUGUGCCUCAGAGAAAAAUACAGGCUGCCAAAGAGCGAGCAGGAUGAGAACAUGAUUGAGAUAGCCGGGGACGACGUGGACGUGCCCGAGGAGCUGCUCAAGAUGGUGGACGAGGACGCCACGGAGGAGGAGGGCAAGGACUCCAUCAUGGGCCAGUUUCAAAACUUGCAGAACAUGGACAUGGACCAGCUGAAGGAGAAGGCCUCGGCCACCGUCACCGAGCUGAAGAGCAAAGCAGAGGAGAAGUGCUCCGUCAUGUGA